UGACUGUUGUCAUUUAGUAUUUUCUUGUUCUAUGUGAAAUAUUUGUAAAAAGUGUUAUUAAACACACUUGCAAUUAAUAAUUUUCUGAUUCUGAGAAGUUUUUGUUAAUAAUCUUAAAUCCUGGACUUAUAAGAACUCUUCGUUACAUAAAUUUGUCUUUUAAAACAAUGGAUUCAUGCUUGGGCGUAGAACAGGAUUUAGACAAAGCAACAACAAAAUUUACAGGGAUUCAUGAUCAUACGAACAAAAUCCUGCAGGAUUUGAUAACUCAAGUCGAAAAUAUAAAGCAGGAAAUAGCUAAACAGCCUGAUAAUGAACAAUUAUCUGAAGAUCAGGCAUUAUUGGUUAGUGAGUUAGCAGCUACUUUGAAGCAAACAGUAUUCCAGAUGUCUACAGAGCAUCGUGAACUUCAUGCAACAGUAUCCAGAGUUGGAAAGUCUAUUGACAGGCACUUUAUUGCGGAUUAUGCAGCUGUUGCACCAAAAGCUGAAUCAUUUUGUAGUGAAAUUAAUAGACCUAUUAUGGAACAGGCUAUUGCACAACAUUUGUAUAGACAGGGUCUUGAAGACGUGGGCGACGUGUUCGUUGGCGAAGCGCACAUACCGCCCGUAGAGCGUACAUGUACGUUCGCGCAACUACAGCGCUGUGCGGCUGCCCUUUCGGACGGAGACCCGGCGCCUGCAUUGCAGUGGGCAGAGAAAAGGGCGCAGGAACUGGCACAUUCACCGCUGCCCUUUACCCUGCACAGGAUGAAGGCCCUUAAGCUUGCCCGCGAGCAGGGCGUAGUAUCGGCGAUAGAGUACGUACGCAAAGAGUUCCCGGCGUACGCGUCCCGCCACGAACGCCAAUUGCAGGCCGCGGUCUGUGCGCUCGCUUGGUGCACGCCCGGUGCGCCAACUCCGCCCGCUAACUACGCGCACCUGUUGGAUCCUAAGGCGCUUGGUUCAGAGGCAGCCGAGUUGUUCAUUCGCGAAUCGUGCGCAGUGUUGCGAUUGGCCGCGUUGUCUCCUUUGGCGGGGGCUGUAGUUGCCGGCGCAAGAGUUCUACCGGCCUUACAUGAUAUUCGAGCUAAGAUGAGCCACCCCAAUGUCAUCGCAGCCUGGGCUGACGAUGAACUGCCUCUGGAGGUGGAGUUGGGUGAAGAUGGCGGUGGCUAUCAUUCAGUGUUCGCGUGUCCGAUCUUACGACAGCAGGCUUCUGAGCUGAACCCGCCCAUGAGACUCCUCUGCGGUCACGUCAUAUCACGAGAUGCUUUGAAUAAACUCGCUAUGGGCGUCAAAUUGAAAUGCCCAUAUUGUCCCAUGGAACAGUCGCCAGCAGAAGCCAGACAAAUUUAUUUCUCUUGAAUUGUUUCAUGAUUAUUGUAAUAUUAAGUCUGUAAAUAAAAUUUUCUUAAAACUAAAUCAGUUUAUCUGUUUUGAAUAAACCACUGAUGUGUGUCAAAAAUUAAAUAUAUAAACACUACAGUUAUUGUUAUUUUGAAUGCUUGUCAUUUGGAUCGUCAACUUGACAGAUAACUAUAUUUUAAUCUGUCAUGACAACAGUCUAUGACGUCUAUUAAAAUGUUGCCAUGUAAUGCCGCAGGGUAAAGGAAUAUAGCAACAUUUAUUCCUACAUUUUAUUGAGACAACACGUUCGUAUUUGUUAAGUAGUGUUUUCCUUAAAAAAACAGAUUAAGACUGAUUUAGUUUUUUAGUAUUAGAUUAAUAUUGAUGAAAAAUUAAUUGUCAGUGAGCAAAUAUACGAUUAUUAAAAGACUUCAACUUUAUAUUACGUUUUUAGCCUCAGCGUGAUCCUCUGUUUUAGAGGAAAUAAUGAAACUAAUGAUUACAUUAAAUAUAUUUUUAAAAAUUUGUUUGUAUUUCCCUCAGAUGGAAAUUGAUGUUUUUAAUUCUUAAUAAAAAAUAUGCAACAUAAUCACUUAGGAUUACGUCGCCCGAAGGUUAGUAUAUUAAUGUUUUUUUUAAUAACUGUUUCCUGCGCGUGAAAGUGCUUUGUUAUUAAUUAUUAUUCUAAAACAUAAAAAUUUCAAAAAUAUGAAAUAAUCGACAAAUAUAAAAAAAUCGAUUGUUUUAUUUAUCGAUUUUCAUCCUAAAAAAACAAUCGAUUUUCUAUGCAGAAUGUCACACUAAUAAUCAAUAGAAAAGUAGAAAAUGUUCGGAUUGUUUACGAAUUUCAAUACAUUACACAGAAUUUAAAAAAAAUCAAGGCUGCAAAAAUCACUUAGAGGUGUUCCAAUCAAGGUCCCCGAACGAAUUUAACACUCGCUGGAACGGUGAAGGAAAACAUUGCGACGACACCGACUAGCCACAGACCCAAAUUCGAGUGUCAGGCACAGAAGGCUUCACUUCUUGCCUAUUAGAUUGACAAACGAUCAUGAAACAUUUACAGAAAUCUGAGACCUAAAAAGGUUUCAGCACAACUAAUUAUGUAUAUUUAUUUUAAAUUAUAUAAACAGAGUUUUGAUAUUAACAACAAAAAAAGAAAAUUCGGCAUUAAUAUUUAAUAAAAUUCUAGGAGACAAAAAAUAUUAAUAACAUAAAUACCCUUUUAAUCUAAAUCACUUAUUAGGAAAUAUAAGCAGAAAUAUUUAAAGUUAUAGAUUUGGUCUAUUAGCUUUAUAUUCCUCUUUAAAUGUAGUUAUGUAAAUGUUUACUAAUGUGUAACGAGAUGAUUUAAAAUAUUUUAAGUGAUUUAAAGAAUCUAAUAAAUUCGUUAACACUUACUUUUUAAUACUAUUUUGUAUUGUACUAAUUUGGCGGGUUUCAUAAAUUAAAAUCAAAGACAAAAUGGCGUCGUUCGAUUGUCAAACGACAUGUCUCGUAUCUGUGAUGAAUUUUAUUAUACGCCAUUUACAUUCAUUCUCAUUAAAAUCUUACACGAAUUUAUUUGUGAAACAAAUUUGAUUAAUAAGUAUGAAAAAUUUCGUUGCUUUGUUUUUGCACAAUUUCUGUGUUUGUUCCUAUAAUUGGUUUUGUAUAAUUUAUAUUUAGGUAUAGUUAUAGUUUAGACAAGUAUGAAUACUUAUAAACGUAUCGUUUUUAAAUCUAAGCAAGCAUUCGGAACUUAACUGCGUUUACUGAAAAAUUAUGUUCAAACGGGCAAAUAUAAUAUUUAUUAAAAAUGUAGUUGACUAGAAUAAAUUACAAUUUAUAUAUUAAAUGACUUCAUGAAAACUUGGUCACCAGUUAUACCACUACAUAUGUCGCAGAGAACUAGUUUGAUUAGCUGUUCAAUUUACAGCCUAGCCUUUUAAUUAAACGGCGCCGUUUAACUAUCGGCCUGAAAGAUAUUCAGUCAGUUGAUUAAACAGCUAGGUAAAUGACAGCUAAUCAAGCUAGUUAUCUGGCGCCGUUUAGUUAGCCGGCUCUUUAAGGCUAGUAUAGUACGUUUAAGAAGGACUAUCUCAAGAGAAACAGGUGUUUCAAUUCAUAGAGUCAUAGACCGAAUUGUUAGAGCUAAAAAGGAGAUUUUAUGCAUUGAGCAAUUAUAAAUUAACAUAGAACUAUUGCAUUAUAGACUGGUUAUAGAAUAUUGUUCUUUUGUAAUAAAGCAUAUUUAGAACUAUG
Pieris rapae (cabbage white) is the source of this 3569-nucleotide messenger RNA. RefSeq names its product E3 ubiquitin-protein transferase RMND5B (gene Sou). The record is from RefSeq and is a predicted model, not a curated record. Gene Ontology annotation, cellular component: GID complex; cytoplasm; nucleus. NCBI's taxonomy places the organism in Eukaryota, Metazoa, Arthropoda, Insecta, Lepidoptera, Pieridae. The coding region runs from base 168 to 1346 and encodes 392 amino acids. Gene Ontology annotation, biological process: proteasome-mediated ubiquitin-dependent protein catabolic process. The transcript is spliced from 8 exons. Gene Ontology annotation, molecular function: ubiquitin protein ligase activity; protein binding.